AUGAACCCGAGCGACCCCGCGAACGGCGCCACUGCCAGCAACACCACGACCCAAUACGACCACCACGCCAUGGUCGCCAACGCGUCCAAUGGUGAUGCCGCGCCUACCUACCCUGCACCUCACGUGCCCCUUUCUGCCAUCCCGAACUGGAUCGAUCCUCCCGCUCCUCCCUCUCCUCGCCCCACGAUGACCGUGGAGAAUGACUACACCAAAAUCUCCCGUCUGACUCCGGCCGACUACGAAAGGUGGGCGGCCAUCGAGAAUGCGUUCAUGGAGCUGCCUGGCAUUCCAGGCGCGGAGGAUCAGAAUGUUCGGCGCAUUGAGGACCUUCAAUGGAUGUUUGUUCGCAUCUGCAUUCGUGCCGGUGCGUGCACCCACAGUACGGCCUGGGACCAGGGUAUGUACUCUGGGCGCGACUUUACCUGGUGGGAGGCGCAGCAGAUGUACCACACUGCACGCGAGAACAACCUCAUCACCGCCGACGUGCCCCUGUACUGGGAAGCCUUUGAGGACAGCUUCCCCGUCUACAUCGUCCUUUAUCCCAACGUGGACAGCUACAAUGCACGCAAGAACCAGGACUUCGCCAAGUUUCUCGCCUCCAUCCCAUUCGUCGUCGUCCUGGUGCGCAAGCAGGACUGGGACAACGGCAUGGUCGCGACCAUUUUCCUCGUCGCGCUCACCCCGGAGCACUAUACUGGGUUUCUUCAGCCCUCAUGGGCGUUAGGAUCAACCGCGCACGCAUGUGUGUUCGCGGCGGAACCAUACCAUGGGCGCAUCCUCACCUAUCCCCCCCUCACGUCACAAUUCCCUGCUGCUAUACUGGUACGUCCAUCCGUACCAGGCUCAGCGGGUGGCAACGCUGCUCCCGUUAUUCCUCGAUAUGAAUAUAAGCAUGUCCCUCUUCUCCCAGAUCUUGCACUUACACUGUUCACCAUGAGCCUCACGCAAAGCUACUAUAUCCGCACGCUGCGCAAACUUCACGACCAAGAGUUGCGGAUCGAAUACCGCGCAGCUGAAAAGAGGUCAACGGCCGAGUAUCGAUACUGGAAGGCGAUUCGACCACUGCGCUCGACUUCCACUCGAUACAGUUCCUCAUACGGUUACGGCCACUCUGCAUACGCACAUCAGGUGAUGCACCACUCACAUACGGGCCUACCACAGCUACCACAGAGCAUCAGCUAUGGCCAUUCUGGCCAACUACCGCCUAUGGGAGGGAUAGGAGCACACGGGUACCCUGUCCUUCCGCGCGAUCGUCACCGCUUAGCCCGCGCCCAGGAAAAGUACUAUCGCCGCUGUUACGAGAUUGAGAACAAGAGGCAUAGGGACCUGGAGCGUAUACAAAAUCGCCGUGAGCAGUUGCUGGGCAUGCUGAAUGGUGAGCUGCAUCCUGAGGUCGAGCUGACGACAGCGAACGGCGCUAGUCAAAAGCAAGUCUAG
Trichosporon asahii var. asahii CBS 2479 is the source of this 1437-nucleotide messenger RNA. RefSeq lists its product as uncharacterized. Lineage: Eukaryota; Fungi; Basidiomycota; Tremellomycetes; Trichosporonales; Trichosporonaceae. Bases 1 to 1437 code for a protein of 478 amino acids. The transcript is spliced from 4 exons. The record is from RefSeq and is a predicted model, not a curated record.